UUUUGGUUUAUUGACAUACUUGUAAGAUGAAAUCGAGAGGAUUACCUCUCAAUCAGAUUGUGUAUACAAUGUUAUUAGAAGGAAUAUGCAGAACGGAGUCGCUAGGAGAAGUUGUUCCGUUACUUGAGGAUAUGUUUGAGAAGGGUAUAUGUCUUGAUGUUGUUGCAUACUCGGUUCUUCUAAAUGGAUUUUGUAAAGCUGGAAUGCUAAUUUCUGCGAUGGAAAUAUUAUGUAGGAUGUACAAGUUUGGAGUUUUCCCAAAUGAUGUAGUAUACUCUACUUUGAUCUACAACUUCUGCAAGCAACAACAUGUCCUAAAAGCAAUGAGAGUCUAUGCAAUGAUGCACAAAACAGGGCAUAGUCCUGACGUUUUCAUAUGCGACUCACUGAUAUCUUCUCUUUGUGCAGGUGGAAGAGUAAGAGAGGCAGAGGAUUUCAUGCGUCACAUGCAUAAGAUUGGUCUUGUUCCCGAUUCUGUUGCUUUUCAUUCUGUUAUUGAUUGCUAUGCAAAUGUAGGUGAAGGGUUAAAAGCAUUAUCCUGGUUUGACAAAAUGGCUAACUUAGGUAGACAGCCUAGCGUUUACACCUAUGCGAGCUUACGAAAGGGAAUAUUCAGAGGAGGAAACCUUACAGAGGCACUUGGAUUAUUUAAUAGGCUCCGUGGAAUUUGCUGUGCGACAGAUGUUGUUGUCGUCUACAACUCAUUGUUGGCUGAGAUCUGCAAGUUAGGUCACUUCCACAUGGCAUUAAUCCUUAUCGACGAGAUGGUUCAGAAUAAUGUGCUCCCUGAUAGUCAUACCUACACCAGUCUCCUAGCUGGCUUGUGUGGUAACGAUAAGUUGGUGGCUGCAAUUCUUCUGUUGGAAAGAGCAUUGAGUAGAGGAGACCCCUCUUCAAACCGGGUCAUGUAUACAUGUAUCGUUGAUGGACUUUUCAAGAGUGGCUUGCCUAAGAUUGCCGGUUACUUCUUUGAUGAGAUGAUAGGGAAAGGUCUUAGCCCAGAUACCGUGGCACUGAAUGUGCUGAUGGAUGGUUACUCAAAACAUGGGCUAAUGGAUAAGGUGAGUAGUUUCUUUUCUACAAUGAGAGAGCCUUCCUUGACUACAUCUAAUAUUCUAUUACGAAGCAACUCGAGACGGCAAAACAUAUCUGAGUGCUCUAAGUUAUAUCAAUCACUUAGAGAAAAAGGUUUCACGCCAGAUAAAGUAACAAGCCAUUAUGUGACUCUUGGCCUCUGUAAGUCGAAGCUGCCGGAUAUUGGGGUUAAAUUUAUGAUAAAGAUGAUCUUGGGGGGAAUAGCGGCAGAUAAAUUCACAUUCAACAUGAUAAUCACUAAAUAUUGUGAAAGGGGUGAGAUGAAGAAGGCCCUUGUUCUUCUUACUUUAAUGACUACCUUAGGUGUUUCUCCUGAUGGAGACACUUACAAUUCGAUAUUUAAGGGACUAAAAAGAACAUUGGACUUCCAAAAUUCGCAUCGUCUCUUGCAUAUAAUGAUAGAAGAGGGUUUUACUCCAAUUGACAGACAAUACUGCAAUUUAAUAACUAGAACGUGUAAAGUUGGAGAUGUAAAAGGAGCAUUCAAACUAAAAGAUGAAAUGGAGUUGUUAGGUAUUAGCUCCUCCCGUACUAUAGCUGAGGGUGCAAUUAUAAGGGGGCUUGUGCGUCGUGGGAAGAUGGAGGAAGCAAUGCUGGUACUUGAAUGUAUGCUACGGGUGCAUCUACUUCCAACUGUUGCCACAUUCACAACUGUAAUGCAUGGACUUUGCAAAAGUUGUAAGUUGUGUGAGGCCUUAAAAUUGAAAACUACAAUGGAGCUUCAUGGUGCAAAGCCAGAUGUUAUUGCUUACAAUGUCCUCAUAACUGGCCUUUGUGCUGGUGGUAAUAUCGAUGAUGCAUAUCAUCUGUAUGAGGAGCUGAAAGAGAGGGGUAUGUGUCCCACUAUUACAACCAUCACCGUUCUUCUCAAUGCAUUUUGUUCUGCUGGAAAUGAUCAUCUUGCAAACGGUGAAAGUCUUCUAAAUGAUCUGCAAGAGAGAGGACUGGCAGAUGAACUUCAUUCAAAUACCCAAGCACUAUGUGAAAGAUUGACAAUCGUGAAGGAAAAGCUAAAUGCUUUAAGAAAGAAGAAAAAGAAAAGAAGAUAAGUGUAGUACUGCAAUAGAAAGAUGACACCUGCCGGGAACAUUUAUCUAGCUUGCUGUAAAUGACAUCUUCAUGGGAGGUCUCAGGGCAGCGUCUAUCUGAGAUGUAUGCAGCUGAUACUUUGGCUGCUUCUACCAUUUCAAGUGUUUCUAUGUUCGGUAUCUGAAGGGGAGCCUUGGAGUAACUGGUACAUGUGAUCAGCAGGUCACGGGUUCAAGCCUUGGAAAUAACCUCUGACAGAAAUGCAAGGUAAGGCUGCAUACGAUACACCCUUGUUGUGGGACUCUUCCCCGGACACCGCGCAUAGUGGUAACUUUCGUGCAUCGGGCUGCCCUAUGUUCAGUAUCUGUCCUACAAAGUGGAUGGAUAUAAGGAUGGAUGGAUAUAAGGAUAUUGCAGCUCACAAACUGGUCUAAUGUUCUGUCCGAAUAGCUUAUGUGAGCUCUAUGUUCAAGUGCAUUUCAUUAUCUAGCAAGCAAGCCACUAGAGUUGAAGUGUUGCAAAUCAUAUCGAAGCUUGUUUCUUCAAUAGAUACUAUCGCGGAAGGUGAAAUUAGUGGGUGGCAGAUUCGUUCGUAAGGAUUCUAUUGCUGAGGUGAGCCUUCGCAUUGUUGUUGGAGGCUUUCGUUUCAGCUUUAUCCCUUUAGAUUAUAUUUUACUUCUUUUUAUUGGGUUGCAUGUUGGAAAGUUGGAACUCAUGUAAUGCUAUUUUAGAUGCUCCAUGGUCUUAGUGUGAGAUUUGGGACAGAAUAUUAGUUUGGAGUUCUUUGUUUGUAUAAUUUGUAUAGUUCUUGGUAACAAAGAUAGAAUAAAAUUGUUAGGAGAUUCCAGGCCCGACUUGAUAAGGUUGGGGAUCUAAACUUUGAAAAAGACCUCAAUUUUUUUAAAAUAAAGCUCGUAGGACAUAUUUUUAUUUACGGAAAAGGCUUAAAAAUAUUCCUUAACUAUUUGAAAUAGCUCAAAAAUGCAAAAAUAUCCUUCCAUUAAAUAUUUAACUCAAAAAUACUCCUCCCUUAAUGAAAUUCAUAAAAGGAUCAAAAAUACCCUUAAACUAUCUGAAAUGGAUCAAAAAAAACCCCUCAUUAAUUUUUUAAUUAUUAUAAUUUCUUUUCUUUUUUUCUUUCAAAAAAGCACUCACUCCCUUAUGUCAUCUUCUUUACAGCACCCCACCCCGCAUCUUCAUCCUUUUAACCCCGCGCGUUCAUCUUCUUCAUAUAUGAAUGCAGUGACUAACAAAAUGGGGAUGACGAAACUUUGACAGUAAAUCCAACCGCAGUUUGAGGUUCCGGUUAGAGUAUCUUCUAUACAAAUGACCUUACAGAGACAUAAGCUCCAUUCCCUAAUCUUCCCUUUGUAAAUCUGAAAUUGAGAUAAAUAUUGAGGAAAUUUCUAUGAAUUGUCAUGUGUCCAUUAGAUUCUAAAUCAAAGGCACAAAACAUUAAUGGUGACCACCAGCUUUUUAAUCAUCAUAGAAGUAACAUACACACAUGCAAAAUACAAAUAUAAAUCAAAUAAACAAUCAAUUAAGAAAAGAAGCAACUCUUAAAUCCAUUUUGCAGCUAGUUGAGCUUGUGCAUCCAUUUCAUUUUCAUUUUUGGACAUGAUCUAUGGACUAAGCAACAAAACUAACAGAAAAAAUUUACUGCUUCAUUUAUUCAAGGUUUAGAGCAAGAACAGAUUUACUGAUGAUGACGACGAAGAAGUUUAACGCUGGAGGAGGGGGGUUUAAAGGAUGAAAAUGCGGGGUGGCGUGGGGUUGAAGAUGCAGGGGGUGGGGUGCUGUGAAGAAGA
Molecule: messenger RNA, 3932 nt
Organism: Capsicum annuum
Lineage: Eukaryota; Viridiplantae; Streptophyta; Magnoliopsida; Solanales; Solanaceae
Product: pentatricopeptide repeat-containing protein At5g55840-like
Exons: 1
Coding region: 27-2144 (705 amino acids)
Molecular function (GO): protein binding
Source: RefSeq, a predicted model, not a curated record